This is a messenger RNA of Nothobranchius furzeri (turquoise killifish), 2619 nucleotides long. RefSeq names its product dihydrouridine synthase 3-like (S. cerevisiae) (gene dus3l). The record is from RefSeq and is a predicted model, not a curated record. Gene Ontology annotation, molecular function: metal ion binding; RNA binding; tRNA dihydrouridine synthase activity. Lineage: Eukaryota; Metazoa; Chordata; Actinopteri; Cyprinodontiformes; Nothobranchiidae. Gene Ontology annotation, biological process: tRNA processing.
CAGGGAACAUUAAAAAGUUGCACAAAGCUAACGCACGAUGUCAGAUUGUAGCUGAACAGAGUGCACGACAGGGUGUAAAAUAAUUUCAAUUAUUCGUUUAAUCUGCUAAAACGAGCUGUGCCUUCUGAUGAGGAUUUACGUGAAUGUAAAUAUGUGUUAAAUAAAGCCGCUGGGUUGCUGCUCAAGGGGAUUUACGAUGUUCGCUUGUUAGCAUAGUGAGCAUUACUUCUAGAGCAAAUGUUGCAUUAGCUGCUGACUGGCACCUUCGUAAAGAAUCUGAGAAGAGAAUGGAAGGAGUGAUGGAGGAAAAUACAGAAAGGGGGACCAGUGUGGCUGUAAAGGGUGAAGCUGCCAUCAAACCAGAAUUUCUUACCACAAAAGAAAAGUUUCAUGACCUUAUAGACUCAGAAUGGCAGGGCUGUAAAGGAGAGACGACCGGUGAAAGUGACACGCCUGAAGAGGUGAAGGACACGUCUGUGGGGGAGCCUGAACCUAAAAGGGUGAAAUUAGACCCCGAAGAGGAGAAGAAGGUAGAAAAAACAGAUAGGAAAAGAUUUCGGGGACAGAAUAAGUCAAGACCCCACACAAAGCCCACCACGUAUGAAGAAAAACGACUGUGUUUGUCAGUCAUUCAGAAAAGAGAGUGCACCUUUGGAGACAAAUGCACUUUUUACCAUGAUGUUGCCGCGUACAUGGCCUCCAAGCCUGCUGACAUCGGGGAACGCUGUUACCUCUAUGAGACAUUUGGAAAGUGUGAAUAUGGACUCACCUGCCGCUUUUCUAAGGAGCACACUACACCUGACUUUCAAACCACAGAGAAGGAAGACCUGGUGAAAGCUUUUGAAGGCCGAACUUUGACCAAGAACAACUUAAGCAAGGACCUGCAGUUUCGUCUGAGGAAGCGCUCGGUUGCUUUUAAAAAGUCCGAAGAGUACCUGAAAACACUUUCAAACAACAAAGAUAAAAAAAGGCAUCAUGGAAAUGCUAACCAAGCGGAAGUGUGUGCUUCUGAGGGAUCUGCAGACCCAAAAGAUGAAAAUGUUGCUGCUGAUAAACAGCUGAACACCGACCCAGAUAACCCUCCUCCCGUCAAGACUUUAGGCCCGCUAACCGAUGCAGAUGUCACCAAAUUGCGCCCAUGUGAAAAGAAACAGGUGGAUUUUCGAGACAAGCUCUACCUUGCUCCCUUAACAACUUGUGGGAACCUGCCUUUUCGGCGUGUGUGUAAGCGUUUUGGAGUAGACAUCACCUGUGGGGAGAUGGCCAUGUGCACCAAUCUGCUGCAGGGGCAUCAGUCAGAGUGGGCCCUCCUGAAGAGACACGAGAGUGAAGAUCUGUUCGGUGUGCAGGUUGAAGGUUGCUUCCCCGACACCAUGACGAGGUGUGCAGAGCUCAUCAACACCUACGCCGAUGUUGAUUUUGUGGACAUCAACUCUGGGUGCCCCAUUGAUCUUGUUUACAAAAAGGGUGGAGGUUGUGGCUUGAUGACAAGAACCAGAAAAUUUGAACAGAUCAUCAAAGGAAUGAACCAUGUCCUUGAUGUGCCUUUAACAGUCAAGAUCCGCACUGGUGUUCAGGAGAAGUCCAGCAUAGCACACAAACUCAUCCCAGAAAUGAAGACUUGGGGCGUCUCUAUGAUCACUCUGCAUGGCAGAUCUAGGGAGCAGCGCUACACCAAGUUAGCCGACUGGGAUUACAUCAACACAUGUGCAGAGCUGGCGAGUCCCAUCCCACUGUUUGGAAAUGGAGACAUUCUGUCCUAUGAAGAUGCCGUGAAAGCCAGAGAGACCGGCGUUUCUGGUAUCAUGAUUGCAAGGGGCGCUCUCAUCAAACCUUGGAUCUUCACUGAGAUAAAGGAGAACAGACAUUGGGACAUCUCAUCCAGCGAGCGGCUGGAUAUCCUCAAGGAUUUCACCAACUAUGGCCUGGAGCACUGGGGCUCUGACACCCGAGGUGUGGAGAAAACCCGCAAAUUCAUGCUGGAGUGGCUCUCCUUCAUGUGCAGAUAUAUUCCUGUGGGUCUAUUGGAGCGAAUGCCUCAGAAGAUCAACGAAAGGCCUCCGUAUUACAUGGGCAGGAACUAUUUGGAGUCACUGAUGGCCAGUCAAAAUGUUGGUGACUGGAUCAGGAUCAGUGAAAUGCUGCUCGGACCUGUGCCGAAGAAUUUCAUCUUUUUACCUAAACAUAAAGCAAAUGCCUACAAAUGAUUGAGUCUUUAUGUGACUUCUGAGAAGAAUCCAGGCUUUUUUGUUUCUUUUUUUUAGUAGCAAUGGAAAACAUAUCCAAAGAUAUUUUAUUUUAUGAAUAAUGAAGACGGAACAAUCUGUCAAACUGAUGAGUUGCAGUUGAAUUUGUUGUUUUGAACCUGAAAUAUAUUGGCUUUACCAUAAGGAAAAAAUUGGUUUGUUUUUCCUCAACGUAUGGAAAGGAUAUGGUGAUUAAUUUGAUUUAUUCAAGGACUGUAAUUUUUAAUGACAAAAGGCCAGAACAAAAAAAAAAGCACAAAUUAUUUCCAUUAAAACACUUUGCAUAUGUGCAGCAUUUAAUGUUACCUUUUAGUACAAGGACAGCUAGCAAACCAGGAUAAUUCUAAAUACAAAAAUAUUUCAACUCCUUUAA